This is a messenger RNA of Vicugna pacos (alpaca), 1192 nucleotides long. RefSeq names its product SLA class II histocompatibility antigen, DQ haplotype D alpha chain. Gene Ontology annotation, cellular component: MHC class II protein complex; membrane. Gene Ontology annotation, biological process: immune response; antigen processing and presentation. Lineage: Eukaryota; Metazoa; Chordata; Mammalia; Artiodactyla; Camelidae. The record is from RefSeq and is a predicted model, not a curated record.
CGUCUUUAGAGCUCCUUCUCAGCUCAGCCUUCAUCACUGCCGUGCAGCCCAGAAGACCGACCGCUGAGACCACCUGGAGAAGAGGAUGAUCCUAAACAGAGCUCUGAUUCUGGGGGUCCUCACCCUGACCACCAUAAUGAGCCCCUGCGGAGGUCAAGACAUCUUGGCUGACCAUGUUGCCUCCUAUGGCGUAAAUGUCUACCAGUCUUACGGUCCUUCUGGCCAAUAUACCCACGAAUUUGAUGGAGAUGAGCAGUUCUACGUGGACCUGGAGAAGAAGGAGACUGUCUGGCAGCUGCCUGUGUUUAGCAAGUUUACAAGUUUUGACCCGCAAGGUGCACUGAGAAACUUAGACGUAGGGAAACAUAAUUUGGACAUUAUGAUUAAACGCUCCAACUCUACUGCUGCUACCAAUGAGGUUCCUGAGGUGACUGUGUUUCCCAAGGCCCCCGUGAUGCUGGGCCAGCCCAACACCCUCAUCUGUCACGUGGACAACAUCUUCCCUCCUGUGAUCAGCAUCACGUGGUUGAGGAAUGGGCGCUCUGUCACAGAAGGCGUUUCUGAGACCAGCUUCCUCUCCAAAAAUGAUCAUUCCUUCCUCAAGAUCAGUUAUCUCACCUUCCUCCCUUCUGAUGAUGAUAUUUAUGACUGUAAAGUGGAGCACUGGGGCCUGGAUGAGCCACUCCUGAAACACUGGGAACCUGAGAUUCCAACCCCCAUGUCAGAGCUGACGGAGACUGUGGUCUGCGCCCUGGGGUUGACCAUGGGCCUCAUAGGCAUCGUGGUGGGCACUGUCUUCAUUAUCCAAGGCUUGCGCUCAGGUGCUCCCUCCAGACACCAAGGACCCUUAUGAGUCACACUCCAGAAGGGAAGGUGCACUGCCCAUCUGCAAGAGAGAAGAGCGGAUGUGCUAGAUGACCUAGAACUAUUUUCUGGCCAAGUUCGUCAUAUACCUUCUCUCCUCCUGCACUCCUCCUCUCACCUCUUCUCUGGGACUUAAGGUGCCGUAUCAUCUCAGAACUCUCAUACGUAGCCCUUGGAACUCUCCCCGUGGCCUCCUAGUUUUUUUCUUUCCUAAAUUGUUCCCUAUUGGAGAUCCCUGAGCUAUCCCACCCAGCUACUUAAUCCCUCAGUGACCCUAAACUAAUGUAUCCAUGGAAGCAAUAAAUCCCUUUACGAGGUCUUUACUGAA